GCUUCAGCCGAUCAUUGAUCGCCAGGGAUCGGCUGCGUUUGGUGCCGUGCGCUGGAGCUUUGAUCACACGCACGGACACGCUGAGGUGUGUUUGGUGGAUUUAUAUUUACCGGUCUGUAGCUGAGAAACUGCCCAUCGGCUUUGAUAUGUCCAAAAUGAAGAUAGACAGCAUUUGGUGGACUUGGAUGGUGGCAGUUGUGCUUUUCUGUAGUGUAACAAAGAUUUUUGUGAAGGCAAGCCUUGAAGCCAAUGAAUCACAGCAGCAUCAUCAAACCAAUGUGUACCAUGACCUUGGACUCACCAGGAACAAGAUAGUCACAGCACAGUUUGAGUGCUAUCAGAAGAUAAUGAAGGACAACACCCAGAAUGCACAAGAUACAGUGUGCAAUCGCACCUGGGAUGGCUGGCUGUGCUGGGAUGACGCUAAGGCAGGCUCUACCUCAGAGCAGCACUGCCCCGACUACUACCAAGAUUUUGAUCCUUCAGAGAUGGCUACAAAGAUUUGCACUGAAAGUGGUAACUGGUUCCUGCAUCCUGAGAGCAACCGGACCUGGACCAACUACACUCGCUGUAAUGCACAUACUAAUGAAGGAAGAAUGACUGCCAUGAAUCUUUUCUACUUAGCUCUCAUAGGGCACGGGCUGUCCCUGACAUCCUUAUUCAUCUCUCUGGCAAUAUUCUUCCAUUUCAAGAGUUUAAGCUGCCAACGGAUCACCCUUCAUAAAAACCUCUUCUUUUCAUUUGUUCUAAACUCCGUGAUCACCAUCAUUUGGUUGACAGCGGUGGCAAACAACCAGGAGCUGGUGCAGAGGAAUCCAACAAGCUGCAAAGUGUCACAGUUUAUCCAUCUCUACCUCUUUGGCUGCAACUACUUCUGGAUGCUGUGUGAAGGAAUUUACCUGCACACCCUCAUCGUGGUUGCUGUGUUCGCGGAGAAACAGCACCUGAUGUGGUAUUAUCUUCUUGGCUGGGGCUUCCCUCUCAUCCCAGCUUCCAUACAUGCCAUUGCACGAAGUUACUACUACAAUGACAACUGUUGGAUCAGCUCCAGAACAUCACUGCUUUACAUCAUCCACGGCCCCAUCUGCGCUGCUCUGUUGGUCAAUCUGUUUUUUCUGCUUAAUAUCGUGCGGGUGCUCAUCACCAAACUGAAAGUGACCCAUCAAGCAGAGUCCAGCCUCUACAUGAAGGCUGUGAGAGCGACCCUCAUCCUGGUUCCUCUUCUGGGGAUUCAGUACGUGCUGCUUCCAUACAAGCCAGAAGGACGGGUGUCUUCAGAAAUAUACGACUACAUCAUGCACAUACUCAUGCAUUACCAGGGUCUGCUGGUGGCCACCAUUUUCUGCUUUUUCAAUGGAGAAGUCCAGGGGGUACUGAGGAGGCACUGGAAUCAGUAUCAAAUCCAGUUUGGAAGCAGCGUAGGAACCCACUCAGACGCCCUGCGGUCAGCCUCCUACACAGCUUCCUCCAUCACCGAGGUGCAGGGCUGCUACAGCAUCGACGGACACACAGAACACAUGAACGGCAAGGGCUGCCACGACACCGACACCUCCUUCUUCAAAUCAGACAAUCCCUUCGCCUGACUGUGGCGAUCUUCUCGCCCUACCCCCCCACCUCUAUAAAUGCAGCGUGUGUGCGUGUAUGCAUGUGGAUAUCCACGGCGAGUAGCGAUGCAGAGGGAGCGAGAACUCACUUCCUCUGAUACCAUGUGGGACGUGAGACAUGAAGAGAAGGAUUUUAUACACGCGCCUCAACCCACUUGAAGCAAAGUGUGGUGUUUUUAUUCCCCUCCAUUAUACUGACACCGGCCCUUUAAUCAUGCUGAUCUCCACAGAAACACAUUGACGUUCACAGAAUGUCAUUUUUGAGAUGGAUUUUAACUGUUAUUGAGGUAAUGUGGACAGAAAUCAUCUUUGAAUUCUUUUGAUGCGGUUUGUGCCAAACCAAUAAUUAUUUUCCUGGGUUUAUUAUUACAAAACUAUUAGAAAAGCUGGUUUAUGGUUGUAGCUAAAUGACGCCGCUAGUUAUGUUAUAGAUGCUUAUGCUUGUGUUUGCAUUUAGACCUCUGACUUGCUGCUGUUUUAUGAAUAGAUCAAAGAACUGGUUGAUGGCAGCAUCACUGUAAGCUGAAUUUAAGAAGAUGUUGCCGAAUGACUUGUGUUUGUUGAUGUUUCAGUAUAUUUAUGUUGAAAAUAGGGGUUUGGCAAUUCACACAUAUGAUUCUGAAAUAGAUUUUAAAUUAAACAAUAUGGCUUCAUCAAUAUACAGACCCAUGAGUCAAACUAAAUGUACUGUGAAGCGAUAAAUGGCUUGAUUUUAAUGGUUUAGAUUUAAUAAACUAUUGCCAUGUCUUCAGACUUUCAUAAAAUUUCAAAGAUCAGCACAAUUGGCUCUCACAAGGCUGGUGACAGGGACAUGGACUUCGCAAGGU
Molecule: messenger RNA, 2431 nt
Organism: Thalassophryne amazonica
Lineage: Eukaryota; Metazoa; Chordata; Actinopteri; Batrachoidiformes; Batrachoididae
Gene: calcrla
Product: calcitonin receptor-like a
Exons: 13
Coding region: 147-1583 (478 amino acids)
Biological process (GO): adenylate cyclase-activating G protein-coupled receptor signaling pathway; angiogenesis; cell surface receptor signaling pathway
Cellular component (GO): plasma membrane
Molecular function (GO): calcitonin gene-related peptide receptor activity; adrenomedullin receptor activity; calcitonin receptor activity
Source: RefSeq, a predicted model, not a curated record